AUGGGUAUAAACAACUUUAUUGGUCCAAUUCCAUUUGAGAUCUUCAAUAUCUCAACAAUACGAGAAAUUGGUAUGCCUGUCAAUAACCUCUCAGGCCAUCUUCCAUCAAAUGUAGGCCUCUUUCUUCCAAAUCUCGAUACCUUUUAUCUUGGAGUAAACAAACUGAGUGGAACAAUACCAAGCUCAAUCUCCAAUGCUUCCAGACUCACACUACUAGAUCUGGGCUUCAACUUAUUCUCGGGCUUAAUUCCUAAAGCACUUGGUAAUUUAAGGCUCCUCCAAUGGCUCGACCUAGAAAAUAAUAAUUUGACCUUUGAAUAUUCCAAUCCAAAUUUCAACUUUUUCUCAGCUUUGUCAAAUUUUGCCUAUCUAACACAAUUAUAUUUGUCACAUAAUCCACUUAACAGUGUCCUUCCUAGUUCCAUUGGAAAUCUCUCUACUUCUCUUCAAUAUCUUCACAUGGAUAAUUGUAAUAUUGAGGGCAUCAUUCCUAGUGAUAUAAGCAAUUUAAGCAACUUGGUGUCUAUGUCCCUAGAGCUCAAUGAAUUGGCUGGACCUAUUCCAACUACAGUGGAAAGACUGCAUAAGCUUCAAGCUCUCUCUCUUGAUAAUAAUAGACUAAAAGGUUCAAUCCCAUCUGAUCUUUGUCAUUUAGAGAGCUUGUUUAAGUUGUCUUUAGGUGGUAAUGAGCUUUCUGGACCUAUUCCUGUAUGUGUAAAUAACAUGACUUCUCUAAGAGCUCUUCACUUAGACUCCAACCAAUUAACUUCCAUGAUUCCCUUAAGCCUGUGGAGCCUUACAUAUAUUUUGGAGGUUGACCUCUCAUCAAAUUUUCUAAGUGGCCUUUUGUCAUUCGAGAUUGGAAAUUUGAAGGUAUUGAGAGCAUUAGAGCUAUCAAGAAAUCAACUAUAUGGUCAUAUCCCAACAACAAUUGGUGGCCUCAAAGAUAUUGCUAAUCUCUCCUUGGCAGACAAUCGAUUAGAAGGCUCAAUUCCUGAAUCUUUUGGUGAAUUGGUAAGUUUGGAAUUCUUGGACCUUUCCAGAAACAAUUUAUCCGGUGAGAUUCCAAAGUCCUUAGAAGCAGUUUCACAACUCAAAUAUCUAAAUGUCUCUUUCAAUAGACUACAAGGAGAAAUUCCUGUAGGAGGACCAUUUGUGAACUUCUCUACUGCAUCAUUUAUGUCAAAUGAUGGACUUUGUGGUGCUCCUCGACUGGAUGUUCCCCCUUGUAAAGCAAAAAAGACCGCAGUAGCACAUAUACUAAAGUAUGUAUUACCAACUAUUGGAUUAACAAUGUUUGUAGUUGCUCUUGUGUUAGUUUGGACAAGGUGCAGAAAAAGGAAUAUGAAAAUUCCAGAGGAGGAAAACUCAUUAACACUAGCCACGUGGAGAAGAAUUUCCCAACAAGAACUUCUACAGGCAACAGAAGGGUUCAGUACAAGCAACCUACUUGGUAAAGGGAGCUUUGGAUCAGUAUACCAAGGGAGACUCUCAGAUGGAAUGAUUGUUGCAAUAAAAGUUUUUGACUUGGUAGUAGAAGGGGCUUUCAAGAGUUUUGAUACAGAGUGUGGGGUACUUCGCAAUAUUCGUCAUCGGAAUCUUGUCAAAAUCAUCAACACUUGUAGUAACAUGGACUUCAAAGCUUUUGUAUUGGAAUACAUGCUUAAUGGGAACCUAGAGAAAUGGUUGUAUUCUCACAACUACUGUUUGAGUAUCUUACAAAGACUAAAUAUAAUGAUUGAUGUCGCGUCAGCACUAGAAUACCUUCAUUAUGGUUAUUCAACACCUAUUGUUCAUUGUGAUUUGAAGCCCAACAAUAUCUUAUUAGAUGAAGAUAUGGUUGCACAUGUUGCUGAUUUUGGCAUUGCCAAACUAUUAGGUGAUGGGGAUUCUAUGAUGCGCACCAUGACUCUCGCUACUAUUGGAUAUAUGGCACCAGAGUAUGGAUCGGAAGGACUUGUUUCUACAAGAGGUGAUGUGUAUAGUUAUGGUAUUUUGCUAAUGGAAACUUUCACAAGAAGGAAACCUACAGAUGACAUGUUUGCUGGAGAAAUGAACUUAAAGCGUUGGGUAGAGGAAUCAUCAUCCCUUUCAAUAACUAAAGUGGUCGAUGCCAACUUGUUGACAAUUGAAAUAGAUCAUGCUUCUACAGAGGAUUGCAUAUCAUCCAUAAUGGGGUUGGCAUUGCAUUGUUGUGCAGAGUUACCUGACAAGAGGAUUGAUGCAAAAAAUAUCUCAAUCACGCUCAACAAGAUCAAAUUGAAGUUUCUAAAGGAUACCGAAGGAAGCUAGUAUGAGAGCAUGAAGUUUGUCUAUAG
Alnus glutinosa is the source of this 2318-nucleotide messenger RNA. Its product is annotated as receptor kinase-like protein Xa21. The transcript is spliced from 2 exons. NCBI's taxonomy places the organism in Eukaryota, Viridiplantae, Streptophyta, Magnoliopsida, Fagales, Betulaceae. The record is from RefSeq and is a predicted model, not a curated record. Gene Ontology annotation, biological process: protein phosphorylation. Bases 1 to 2292 code for a protein of 763 amino acids. Gene Ontology annotation, molecular function: ATP binding; protein kinase activity; protein binding.